Pistacia vera is the source of this 1890-nucleotide messenger RNA. RefSeq lists its product as uncharacterized. Lineage: Eukaryota; Viridiplantae; Streptophyta; Magnoliopsida; Sapindales; Anacardiaceae. The transcript is spliced from 2 exons. Bases 211 to 1710 code for a protein of 499 amino acids. Gene Ontology annotation, cellular component: nucleus. Gene Ontology annotation, biological process: negative regulation of DNA-templated transcription; signal transduction. The record is from RefSeq and is a predicted model, not a curated record.
ACUUCUCCUGUUUUGCCACGUGGAGUUUUCUCUAUCUCUCCUGCGUCCUUUCCCUUGUUUUGUUUUCCCCUCUCAUAAAAUCUGAGAAUCAUGACACAGAGAGGAAACCCUAGAAAAUAAUUUAAGUGAUAUCGCAGGUUCAUGUGUUUGUUUAGUAUAUGCAGUCUUAGCUUGAAGCUUUUGAGCCGUUCACUAGAGAAUUGAUGUACAAUGAUAGCGCUGAAGAAAGAAGAAGAGAUGGAGCUGGAGUUAGGAUUGUCAAUUGGUGGAGGUUUCAAAAGGUCAGAGAAAGUGAACCCCAUCAAAAGCGAACCGGUUCAGUUUGAAAGUAUGAGAGAUCCAAGAACUAGUUGUUUCGAUACAGAUCAGAGAGAUAAUCAUCCAAAAAUUUCGACUGCUCUCCAGCUUGAAAGAAUGGGUGUUGAGCCCCAGGUAAAACGCGAAGUUGAGGCAUUACGGAGACAGGAAGCUAAGAAGAAACGACAAGAGAAACAGCAACGUAAAGGAAUAACAGAAAGUGAAGAGUGCAUCAACGGUGGUUUUGGAGUUAUACACGAUAACAAGAUGUGGUUAAAAUCACCAAAACUCGAGACUAGAGAACGGGAGUUUGAUGUAAACGAAAGAGAAUGCAAGAAAAAUAGAGUAGAAGAUAACGGAUCCCGAAACAGUAAUGCGGAGAUGAAAAUGAAAAAUGUGAAUCUCAAUUUUACCGUAGAGCAAAAUAUCAACAACAUGAAUCAAAAUGACAGCUUAAGUUCUAAUCCAACUGCAUUCUCCUCGCCUGCGGUUUGUCCGGUUAUGUACCCUUACCCAUCGAUACAGUUCGUCCAGCUCCCGAACGGGUUACCGUAUCCUUGUGUGAAUGUGGUGCCUUUUUGGGGAAAUGGUGGAGUUAGUAUCGGGAAUGGGCAGACUGCGAAUGUGGUGCAGUCUUUGGUAAAUCAGAGUUUUAGGCCGUUUCCAUCAGGUCAUAGUCAUCUACUCGGUUUCAAUGUAGGUGAUGGGUGUGCUUCGGACCAGAAUAGCAGGAAAGCAGGGUCCCAUGGCUCGCCCAUGGGCAGUUCCUCUGCAGUUUCGGAUUACCGGAGCUCUUCUUAUGAAGGUGGUGGCAGUAGCGAAACCAGAAGUCAUUCAAUUUACUCCUUGCCAGACCAACAUGAUCCAUUCAAUGGCUCAAAAGUAAAUGAUACAAAGGGCCAGUCUGAACACAGUGCAUCAUCGCAUUUGAGGGAAGCUGCUCAAGUUUAUGAUGAAACAACAAACUGUAUCAAGCCAAAGAAUACAUCAAAUAAUACUCAAUGCAGCCCAGCUGCAAACUGUACGCCAAACUGUAUCGAGCAAAAGAUUUCAUCUAACAUUGUCCAGUUGAACCCAUCAAAUAAACCUAUGGAAGGUGUGUCCACUACUGAAAAUCGACCCUCUGGUGUAUUGAAGGAAUCCAAGAGGGACAUAGGCAAGCCUCCCAAAUCUCAAAUUCAGAAUCAAAAUACUCUUUCCCUUCCCCAAAUGCCAUGUGUUUCGACGACUGGGAAUGGUCCCAAUGGAAAAACUAUUAAUGGGUUUCUGUACAGAUAUACAAAAACGGAGGUUAGCAUCAUUUGUGUCUGCCACGGAACUUCCUUCUCUCCCGCUGAGUUUGUUCAGCAUGCUGGAGGCACAGAUGUAUCGAAUCCUCUGAAGCAUAUUACCGUGAUUCCAUCUGCCAUUUGAAUGUACCUAGCGUAUCUAAUUUUUUAUUUAUUGUUUUUUGUUAGCUGCACAUGAAGUUGCAGAGAAGGUUGAUGGGUUUGUUGUAUGAGAUAGCUAGGUAGAUGGUAUAUACUUUUGACUUAUGGAGCUCUUCCUGUCACAUAGAUGGAGGAGACUCGUCUAUCUUUUUUUUUUUUUUUU